Penicillium antarcticum is the source of this 2301-nucleotide messenger RNA. Its product is annotated as beta-glucosidase. Gene Ontology annotation, biological process: glucan catabolic process. The coding region runs from base 1 to 2301 and encodes 766 amino acids. NCBI's taxonomy places the organism in Eukaryota, Fungi, Ascomycota, Eurotiomycetes, Eurotiales, Aspergillaceae. Gene Ontology annotation, molecular function: beta-glucosidase activity. The transcript has 7 exons. The record is from RefSeq and is a predicted model, not a curated record.
AUGGUGCACAAAGCUUGUGCCCUGAGCCUUCUGCUUGGCCUUUUCCUAAGCUCUGUUACACAAGCUGAGAAUAUCACAAGUGACUCUUUCUUUUAUGGUCAAUCUCCGCCGGUCUACCCAUCUCCGGAGGGUACUGGCUCUGGAUCAUGGGCCUCAGCUUAUCAAAAAGCCAAAGAGUUUGUAGGCAAGCUCACCCCGGAGGAAAAGGUGAACUUGACUGCGGGAAUUUCAGUCGACAAUGGGUGUUCGGGCAACAUCGGUUCGGUUGAGCACCUCGGGUUCCCUGGAUUCUGCGUGUCUGACGCUGGCAAUGGAUUGAGAGGGACCGACUUUGUCAGUAGCUGGCCGAGUGGGAUACACGUCGGAGCUAGCUGGAAUAAGAAGUUGGCCAAACAAAGAGCAGCUCACAUGGGCGCCGAGUUCCGCAGAAAAGGCGUGAACCUUCUGCUUGGACCUGUUGUCGGCCCUAUUGGCCGCGUUGUUGAAAGCGGACGAAACUGGGAAGGCUUUUCGACCGACCCUUAUCUGACCGGUGCACUUGUGUAUGAGACAGUCGAUGGUAUACAGUCGGCAGGAGUGGGAGCCUCUACCAAGCAUUACAUCGCAAAUGAGCAAGAGACAAAUCGGAACCCAGGGCAAAAUUCACAGGGUGAAGCUGUGGCUGCAGUAUCCUCCAACAUCGAUGACAAGACCAUGCAUGAACUGUACCUGUGGCCCUUCCAGGAUGCUGUGCUAGCUGGUAGUGCAUCAAUUAUGUGCUCUUACCAACGCAUCAACAACUCUUACGGCUGUCAGAACAGCAAGACUCUCAAUGGUCUUCUCAAGACUGAACUAGGAUUCCAGGGCUAUGUGGUCACUGACUGGGGUGCUCAGCAUGCCGGUAUCGCAGCAGCUAAUGCCGGUUUGGACAUGGUGAUGCCUUCCUCAGCAUUAUGGGGUGGCAAUUUGACAACUGCAAUCGCCAAUGGAUCCAUGGAGGCCUCCAGGCUGGAUGACAUGGCUACUCGUAUCAUAGCGACUUGGUACCAGUUCAAUCAAGACACAGGUAUCCCAAAUCCAGGCAUCGGAAUGCCCUCAGACGUGAGCGCCCCGCAUGUGAAGGUGGUCGGGAAAUCCGCAGAUUCAAAGAACAUCUUGCUCCAGGGAGCCCUUGAAGGACACGUUCUGGUCAAAAACACAAACAACGCGCUGCCAUUGAAGAAGCCUGAUCUGGUGUCGGUAUUCGGGUACGAUGCCAAAGGGCCAGACUUCUUAGAUGUCUCGCUCGGCUGGACUCAGGGCACUCCUGCGACGCAGAAUAGCACUUUGUACGUUGCAGGAGGCUCAGGUGCCAACUCAGCUGCCUACGUGGAUAGUCCCAUCGAUGCCAUUCAACACCAGGCUUACUCCGACGGUAGCUCUGUAAUGUGGAACUUUGAUUCCCAAGACCCGGAUGUGGAUCCCACCUCGGACGUCUGUCUGGUGUUUGUCAACAGCUAUGCCAGCGAGGGCUUUGAUCGUCCCGGGCUGAGUGAUGAUUACAGUGAUACUUUGAUCACCAAUGUGGCGAGCAAGUGUUCUAACACUGUAGUCGUUAUUCACAAUGCGGGUAUCCGAGUGGUCGAUGACUGGAUUGAAAAGGAUAAUAUCACGGCAGUCAUGUUCGCCCACUUGCCUGGCCAGGAUGCCGGCCGCGCAAUUGUUGACCUCCUCUAUGGCCAUGCCAACCCAUCUGGCAGACUACCAUACACCGUCGCCAAGCAGGCAAGCGACUACGGAUCACUGUUGCACCCUUCCGAGCCGGAAGGAGAGUACUGGCAGUAUCCGCAAUCAGACUUUAGCGAAGGAGAGUUCAUCGAUUAUCGCGCAUUCGACGCACAGGGAAUUGUCCCUAGAUUUGAAUUCGGAUACGGACUGUCGUAUACAACCUUCAAAUACUCUGGUCUUCAAUUACAGAAGAAGAGCACACCCUGGUCAACGUAUCCACCCGCAGCCAAGAUCGUGGAAGGCGGCAAUCCACACCUGUGGGAUGAGCUCGUGAAGGUUUCGGCUACUGUGCAAAACUCCGGCUCGGCGAAUGGCGACGAGGUGGCACAGUUGUACGUUGGCAUCCCGAACGGUCCUGUGCGCCAACUGCGUGGAUUCGAGAAGGUGUCUUUGAACAAGGGAAAGAGUGCAAAGGUUACGUUCUCGCUGACAAGGAGAGACCUGAGUAGCUGGGAUAUCACUGCGCAGCAGUGGGCUCUUCAAAAGGGGCAGUACAAGAUUUGGGUGGGACAUUCGAGUCGGAACUUGCCACUUGGGAGUACCUUUACUUUCUAA